AUUCUCCGCGCGCGAAGGUGUGUGCGGCUGCGCGGGCCUCUCGUCCCUCUUAAGAGCGUCUCGCUCGGCAUUUUACCAUGCCUCUCACGCGAGACCCUUUCCAGCAUUCCACGUUGGAUAACGAUGAUUCCUACUUGGGAAAAAUACGGGCUUCCAAGAAACUGCCGUAUAAGAACCCAACUCACCUCGCUCAGCAACAGGAACCCUGGUGUCGGCUCAGCUCAACUGCCACAAUCACCUCAAUGAGGCGGGAUGCUUGUUUUUUUGAUCCUGAGGACAGCUCCCCACUCCUUGGACCAAACCAGGACAGUUCUGAACGGUUAAGAAUUACGGAGUCACCAGCCUUAUACAACCACCACUCGGAGACAUUCAAGAACAAGAGCGAGAUACUUAUACACCAGGAGACCAUCCAGGAUACCCAUGGAAUCAAGAUCCAGUUCCCUGGAGAAUCUUUACCUCCUCCCCAGCCACCCCCCAUCACUUCCCAAGCUAACAUCAGACACUGGAUCAACCCUAAGAAGGAGUCUAUUCACAGCAUCCAGGGAUCCAUAGUGUCCCCCCACACUGCAGCUACCAACAGAGGCUAUUCCCGGAAGAAUGACGGUGGCUUUUUCUCCACCUAAGUGUUGACAGGCCCCAGACUAAUUAAUCCUGUGGGACAUCCUGCGCCCGCCUCCAUUAAAGAGGUUUGUGCAAGACGAA
Phacochoerus africanus (Common warthog) is the source of this 702-nucleotide messenger RNA. RefSeq names its product cilia and flagella associated protein 276 (gene CFAP276). The record is from RefSeq and is a predicted model, not a curated record. The coding region runs from base 78 to 623 and encodes 181 amino acids. The transcript is spliced from 6 exons. Lineage: Eukaryota; Metazoa; Chordata; Mammalia; Artiodactyla; Suidae.